Messenger RNA from Lineus longissimus, 7764 nucleotides. RefSeq names its product semaphorin-5A-like. Gene Ontology annotation, molecular function: semaphorin receptor binding; chemorepellent activity. The transcript has 20 exons. Lineage: Eukaryota; Metazoa; Nemertea; Pilidiophora; Heteronemertea; Lineidae. Gene Ontology annotation, biological process: semaphorin-plexin signaling pathway; positive regulation of cell migration; axon guidance. The record is from RefSeq and is a predicted model, not a curated record. Bases 342 to 3605 code for a protein of 1087 amino acids.
CAAUGUUGGCACUACUGUAAAGCUCUCUCUGGACUACUGAACAGUAACCAUUACUCUACAUAGGACUAUAAGGAACUUUCUGAGUCCAUUUAAUAUAUUUCUUGUUGAAACCUUAGUGAGAAUUUGCAAACGAUUUAGAAACUUGCAUGAAUUUGCCCAUGGAUUUUGCUUGCAGUGUCAUGCUUAAAUUAGAUAUCUGUAGAUGGCACACAUGAUUAUGCAUAAAGAUAGGAUGGAUUAUUGACUGUCUGUUGGAUUAAGGAUUAGCAGGCUGAGGAAAGGAGAAAUGUCAGUGACCAUAUGGUGAGCGAUGAUGCAGUUGUCGUCAAUUUAUCGCCGCCAUGUUUGAUGUCAUGUGGACUAUCUUACUGACGUUGUUCGUGCUAUUUUGUAUCCUGGUGGAGGACCAUGCCGUGGUUUGGUCACAGCAAGAAAAAGCGGGAAAUGACCUCAGGAUUGUUUCAUAUGAAGUGUUGUCGAAAGAGGUGAUCACAUAUGCCCAUCCUGAUAUCCAGGGCUUCUCACAGCUAACCCCAUACAUUCCAGAAAAAGAACUGUUCAUAGGUGCUAGAAAUUAUUUAUUACGAUUAUCGUUGGAGAGUUUGAAGGAAAUCGAAGUGGUACAAUGGAAGGCAGACGAGAGAACAAAAGAGGUGUGCAAAGCAAAGGGCCAAUCAGAGCAAAAUUGUCAGAAUUUCAUCAGCAGUUUACUCAUUCAUCAAAACCGAGUCUUCACCUGCGGGACCAACGCAUUUUCACCCAUCUGUACAUGGAGAUCAUUACGCAACCUCCGUGAAGUGGCAGAGCGAAUUAAUGGUAUAGCCAAGUCGCCUUUCCAUCCGGAUCACAAUAGCACGGCAUUAAUGACCGCUGAUGGUAACUUCUACAGUGCCACGGCAACAGACUUCACGGCAAGGGAUCCCGCUAUUUACAGAAUCAUGGGGCCAGGCGCUCAUUUGAGGACGGUACAGUUCAACAUUAUGUGGCUAAAUGAACCUAACUUUGUCUCGUCCUACGAAAUUGGCAACUAUAUCUACUACUUCUUCAGAGAAACUGCUGUCGAAUAUCUUAAUUGCGGAAAAAGUGUAUAUUCAAGGGUCGCCAGGGUCUGUAAAAAUGACCCAGGCGGAGAUUUCCUGCUUGAAGACACCUGGACAACUUUCGUCAAGGCACGGUUAAACUGCAGUAUGCCCGGCAACUAUCCAUUUUACUUCAACGAACUCCAGAGUACACAUUACUCGGAGGACGACGGUGUGAUCUAUGGUGUGUUCAACACUCCUAGGAAUAGCAUUCAUGGCUCGGCGAUCUGUGUGUUCAACUUGACAGCAAUGGACCGCGCUUUCAGUGGGCCUUACAAAUAUCUCCCGAACACUGAAAUGGCCUGGCAGACACAUCCUAAUUCUCUCUCAAAUACAAAGUGUUCUGGCAAAAAACCUGACCAUAGCAUCUUAGUUAAUGCACAGAAAUACCAGCUGAUGGAACUCGCUGUCCAACCACUACAGGUCUCACCAUUCUUCAGGACGGAAAGAGAAAGUUGGAGUCACAUUGUGGUUGACAAAGUCCGAGCGAAACACCACUUGGAAGUGAAUGUCGUGUUCGUGGUUAGUUUGACCGGGAUACUGAAGAAGAUCGCUAAACUGCCGUACAGCCGGAAAGCAUGUCUGAUCGAGGAGAUCCAUCUGACACCGAAAAACCGCCAGAAACCAAUAAAAGCCAUGAAGCUGAUUGCACACAAGGGUUCCAUAAUUAUCAGUUUUGAUGACCGGAUUUUGAAAGUUCCGGUUCAGAGGUGUUGGAGAUACAAGACGAAAGAGUCUUGCACGAAUGCCAUGGACCCUUACUGUGGCUGGAACAACUUCCUCCAGGCUUGUACACCCCCACCUGAUGGGGAGACAAGGGCACACUUCUGGCACCAAGAGUAUCUCACCUGCCCUGAUCCUGAUUAUGCUGCAAAUGGUCAUUGGUCUGACUGGUCUCCCUGGUCAGUGUGUGAUCAGACCGGUAACCAGACAUUCGGCGACAAGUGUCUGUGUCGAUCGCGCAGCUGUAACAACCCGCCUCCACGACAUGGUGGGAAGUAUUGUAAAGGCGUCGGAGCAGAGGUGACCAACUGUACAGUGAAUGGCAAGUGGACCGAGUGGACAGAAUGGUCCCAGUGCUCUGGAACGUGUGGUAGUGCCUUUAAAACAAGGACGCGGAACUGUGCCAACCCACAUCCUGCUUUUGGGGGGAAGUACUGCGCUGGAUCGCCACUUAAUGAGACAUGGUGUAAUGUUCCACUCUGCCCUGCUCCAAAGCCACCUCCAGUGGAUGGCGGUUGGUCAAAGUGGACUCCGUGGACCGACUGCUCAGAGCGGUGUGAUGGGGGUAUACAGAUAAGGAACCGGACGUGUAACAACCCACCACCCUUUGGGGGUGGCAAGCAGUGUUAUGGUGAUAGUUUAGAGUAUAAAGAAUGCAAUAAAGAUAUGUGCCUUGAAUAUAAGAAGUCUACUCCGUGGACUCCUUGGAUGAUCUCCCCAAAUAAAUCGCGCAAAGGAGAAUCACAAAUACGAUUUCGUUUCGUCUGCAAAGCGAAUGUACCAGACGGUUCAAAAUUACGUAACGGUCAUGUCCGCAGCGAGACGCGGUUGUGCCCGCAUGAAAAUGCAUGUAUGGAAACAGAUGAUCCAAGCCAAUUAUCAAACUAUAACUCUGUCGACGGCGGAUGGUCCGACUGGUCAUCGUGGUCGAAAUGUAGCAACGAUUGUGGUGGAGGGAAACAGUUUAAGGAACGAACGUGCAACAAUCCGAGUCCAACAGGAACAGGACAAGAUUGUGAGGGGAAAAGUGCCGAGUCCAGGUCGUGUAAUAUGAUGCCUUGUAAAGGUUUCUGGUCUUGUUGGACCGAAUGGAGUGCCUGUUCUGUAACCUGUGGAGCUGGUGUUCAUUACCGAAAACGACAGUGUCUCCACAUGGGGCGGACAUCUGGCAAACAGCUGACAUCCGUGCUGCCGUGUAUGGGUAGCGACCUCCAGCAGGAGGAAUGCUCACUAUCACAGUGUGAGACUAUGAACUUCGGUUGGCGGGAAUGGACGACGUGGUCCCCAUGUAUGGACAGCUUUCAGAAGCGUAAAAGGAAGUGUGCUAUGAGUCGGCCCCGGGAUAAUGAGUGUCUGGGCGAGAAUGUCCAGACACGGAUGUGUGAGCCAGGUUUCAAUUUUGGAGAGACUGCAAGCAUCGAGCGAGACUCCUCCAAGCGCUUUGAAGUGUUCCAUCUGGUCAUCGUGGGAAUCAUCGCGUUCAUCAUUGGUGGUAUAGUCUCUGUCGCCAUUUUCUUAUAUGUGCAACAUUCGCGUCAUGUGACGGAACAAAAAAACAAUAAGGAGAAUGAGAAAAAGGACAAAGAACAACGCGAUGCUGUGACGGUCAACGAACAAAAACUUCCGAUGUACAUGUCGCCGUCGAAUACUCAAGGAAGUUUAGUUUUAAAUUCAAGUAAAUUUUCAAACAAUUCUUUAGCGAAUCUGACAGGCUCGCAAAAAGAUAAAAUGACGGAUAAGAAUUCGUCGCUGAAAAGGAGCUCAUUGCAUUUACGAACUAAUCUAUCUCUGAAUGAUUUAUAGGAGGAGGUGUUGGUGACUUGUUUCAGGGAAUCUUCAGAAAAGGAGGUAGAAUUUAUUAAUGAAAUAAUGCUGUCGGAAUCUCCUUCACAACUGCUGAAACAUUGAAGGGGAAAAUUGGCAGUUUUAGCCAAGUGGGUCAUGCUACCAAUAGCCUACAUCUUGUGGUCAAGCCAAGACACUUUCGAUUCGUGCUUGACCUUGGUCUUGUUAAAUGACCUUAAAAUAACACGUUGAUCCGCGACAAGACUUCAUGCUCAGACUUCAGUUGUUGGGUUUUGAGGAAUCGUCUUUGUGCCUGCAUGGAAGAACUGCUUUUUGGAUACAGUUUUGUGAAUGGAUGUUGGAUGUUGUUUUCGGUCUCCCCGGACAAGUGAUAGAUAGGAUCCCUAAUUGUCACUACACUGUCUGUAGAUGUAGCAGUUCAGAAGUCACCAUUGCUCAAUAAUCUUCUUUAAGUAAUAUCAUAUCGUUGGGCACUCAGUGUUGUUUUGAAGUGACUUUGCCCCGUUCUGAAAAACUUUUACAGACUGAUCACAGAAUCAGGAAAUUUGCAUAACUGGUGUGAAUUCUUCUACAAAGAGAAGUCUCCUGAGUUCUGUUGUUGUCGAGCUAGAAUUUCUUGUUUCUAAGCAACUGACAGUAUCUGAGCAAAACAAAAAUAUUGGGUUAAUUUCUAAAUUGUCACCAUCAUGAUUGCAUAGUUAGCAACUUUCAGUCACCACAGAUGUGAUGGUUGCCAAGCAUUCUGCUUGUUUCUGGCAGAAAUUAUGGACCUGGUUACUUAGAAACUGGAUAAUCGUUGCCUAGCAACCUGAUAGUUGCUUAGCAGCAAGGCCGAGAAUUCGACAUAGAAAAAUAGUCACAUGUUCUUCAGCAAUAUGGAUAGCAGCUGCUGCUAAUUGUUACAUCUCAUUUUUGGUGCUAAUUAAUAUUCAACGCAUUAUUGUGAAUUUUAAGUAAUUAUAAUUUAUAAAGGUAUGUUGUUGUCACAUUUUGUCGAAAAUGUGUCUGAUUUCAGACAUUAGCUCUGAAUUGGCUGCAGAGCUUUUGCUACGUAAUGCGUCAGCCAGGAUGUCAUCAUCUACACAAGUUCAACAAGCUUGUCCCAAGUCAGAUACAGGACAUUUUGCACUGGGGACAAGGUUGUUUAAUAAACAAAAAAUACCGGGAUUGCAUCCACAUGCCACUUAUCUGAACAGGCCGGUUUUUGUGGCCAAAAUCUGUAUUAAAGGUAUGAAGUCCUUUUUUUACAGGCUUCGCGUAAAUGUACUUCAUUUAUCCAAAUGGUAAUAGUGCUUAAAGGGACAACUAAGAAAUAUUGCGGUCACUGUGUUUUAUCUUUUUUUGUUUUAUAGUCGGCAUGUGAACAAGUCAGUCUUCAAUAUAGAGUCAUUUUAAAGUACAUGUAUAUCCUCUCUAUUUGGGACUGACGAAUGCUGUCCGUAAUUAAGAGGUGUCCUGAUUACAGAGGUCAAAUUCAAUGGAAACCAACAAUGCAGUGUCCUUAAUAGAGAGGUUGUAGAGAGGUGUUCGCUAAGGGACUCUAUUUUAUACAAAAAACUAAAUGGUUUGCAUCAAAAGUAUUUUUUCUUGUUUUUGAGUCACUAUUUGAACAAAUCAGUCUUCAUGUUUAUUGUAUUUUUUCAGAGGGAAAAAAUACAUGUUUCACUGACGUGCAACCACAGUGCAAGAAUCUUUUAUUUCCUUUUGUUGUGUUUUGCUCAAAAUAUACUUAUUUUCCCAUGUUGUAAAUAACUGUACAGGUGUUUUGCUCAAACUACUCUCAAUUAGAGUGAUUGCCAUUGCCAAAAUUCCAUUCACUCCUACAUUCUCCAACCACAAGCAAUUUUGAAUCCAGCCUUGUGAUUGGAGAGUGAUAAGAAUACAUCUUCUGAGGACAAGAACUCAUCUUACAACUCAACACUUAGUUUUUAAAAGUUUUCAAUAUGAUAAUUCCAUUUUGGUGAUGGCUUCACUUUUGUUCGUGUCCAGAGAGCCAUGUAUAUAGCUUUAAGUGUACAGACGAUAUAGUCACUCUUUAUCAGGAUCUCAAUCUGGAUCCAAGUCGAUUAUCGUCGCUAAAGUUCUGAAAUGGAAUAUCACACACUUUGCAAAUCUUACCAAAGCAUGUUAUUAUAGUCAGUAAUGGCCUUUACCAUUUUAAAAGGCCCAAUACUUCCACUUAAAGGGGGACUAUAAGCAGGAGUUAGAGGACCGAAAUGGUGGUCUUAAUUCGACCCACCCAUCUCCUGCCUAUGCAGUCUUCCUGUGAAAAUAUGAACCUGUGUAUUCUGAUUUACAAGUAACCAAAUAAAAUGAAAAUAAGAUUAAUGUGGUUUACAAAUUCCAGUUGAUUUUACUUGAUGGACAUUUCUAUCAAUAGAAAUACCUAGACAAAGCCAGCUUACAUUUACAACUGUUUCUUUUCAUACCUUGUUAAACUGUGUUGACAAUAGUUUCUAUUGUACACUCAAGAACUCACUUUUCUGCUGUUUACUCAGAAAUUAUGGUUGAUCUAAAUCUCGAUUCAUGUUUCCUAAAUGGUGUAACUUAAAUUUUGUCUGUUCUGCCUAUUGAACGGUAGUUCUGGAUGUAAACCAAAAUGGUAUUUUUUGUAUUAUCCAUAUUGACAAAAUCAUCACUGUAUGACUUGGCGUUAGGCCCAACUAUCACUGUCAUCAUUUAUCAGCUACACUCGCCACUUGACAACAUAUGAGACCAGAGAAAGUUUCCUUGACACUUUGGGUGCUUGACGUAGUUUUGCAUCCACUUCAAACCUUCAGUGCCCGACACACAAUUACGUUAUCAGGGGUCCUAUCAACUGUGGCCAUCUUCGUUUUGAAACAAUGUAAGUUACACAAACUCCAACUCCAGCUGAACAAAAGCAGCUUUACUGCUUCUGCAGUUCAGGUUCGUGACUUGGGGAGGGGUUAGGGUAAGGACGAUGGGAGGAUAGGCUACUUAUAGUUAGCCCUGGGCACCCAAGGUGUUAAUUGCACAUAUUUCAACAUUUACAAGGGUUCUAUACUGAACUCUUGACAAAGUUUGGGGAUUGCUCAGUCCAGUUCUAUACGAGGGAAAAAGGGGGUAUCGACAUGUCUUACUAAGUAGAUUGUGACUGAACUAUGACUUGGCCUUAGGCCCAACUAUCAAUCAACUUUAAUUCUUGACGAAAUUGACGUAGGCUAUUAAUGUUAUAAUCACAACGACCACCACAUUCUGUAUAUAGUGAACAUUCACAGUAGAGAUGCAUCUGGGACUCAAAUUUGGUGUUCUUUGACAAGAAUAAGACCUGGUGUGCUGUAUUUUUCCAGUAGAUGUGACAGUCCUUGUCAUCUUGAACCGUCAGUUCCGACUCUUAAUGUACAAAGCCAGUGGCCUUCUCUAGUCUUGAAGAUGAGAACGUUUAGUUAACAUAUCUGUUAUCAUUACGUGGCAUUGAAACUCCUUGUUCUUCUUUUUGUAACCCUGUAUCUUUGUAAGUGAAUCUCCCUGUGUUAUCAGAUGAAUUUAUUUGAGAGAUUUCAGCGAAAUACAGCCAACUAUCUGUAUGGUGAAGCUCCCUGGGUUAAUUAUCAUAUACCUGAACUAAUUUUGAUUCUUGAGGGAGUGCGAUACACCCUGUAUAUAUCUGUGCUGGUACAUCAUUCUGUUUUUGAAUGGCUUCAGUAUAGCCAUACCAUAGCAUUUGAGGUUGAAUUCAAUAGUCAACUCGAGCUUAAAGCUCCCAGGGUCAACAACUCGACUCUUGUAGGCUACCAUCUUGUAGGCUACCAGUAGUUGGAGUCCUCCAAUAAAAGUUUUCAGUUCUGUACGAAACACUUCAAGGUUUAAAACUUUUCCCAAAGCGCAAAGAUUCAAGCUUCUUCCUGAAUUAUAGUGUAAAAGGGAGGCUGUUUCAAAGAACCUUUCUACAAACCCAUAGCACUGCAUUAGACCAAAUUUGUUCUGUAUCACAAGAACCAUGAGCUGUGUAGUGGAAUAUUAUGUGGUUUGAGGGACUAGAAUAUUCCGUUUUUUAUGUAAAAAACUUUCCCAAAAUCAGCUCCCCGUUUUAUAAGGUUAAGCCAACUUAAACAAAGGUAAUUCUAUAAAAUACAUGUGACAACAAUUGUAACAUAAAAAUGAUGACAAUGUGCUUCAUUGGUUAAAAAAAUAA